UCAAUGUUGUAAUGGUCCGGUCCUUUGGUUUCAUCAAAAAGAGCCUUGGGUUUCAUAGCAAGAAGGCUUUUUUUCUCUUGGAUUUUGCGUGAUAUGGUUCUCUGUCCUCAGUGAAAUGGUACUAUCAUUUUGAUGUAAAUCUGUGCCUACAUCAUGGAUGGCCAGAUUAAUCCGAACCGGUCAUUAUUUACAUUUUUUUCAGACUUUAAGUCCAACGGCAAGGUGGCUGCAACAGUCGUGGAAACUGUAGUUCUAUCUUCAGUCUUCGUGUUUUCGCUCUUCACGAAUAUCUGCGCCAUUGUACUGUUGACCAGAAAGAAAAGGCUGGUUACGGCUAACUGUUUUGUGUUGAACCUCUUUUGUGCCGAUCUACUCUUCAUAAGUAUGAUUCCUCUAAUUCUGGUAAUCCGCUGGACAGAAGUGUGGGUUUUAGGGGAGUUUGUCUGCCACAUGCACUUUUAUAUCAUUUGCCUGAGCGGAUGCGUCACUCUUAUAUCCCUGUCCGCAGUGAGCCUCGAAAGGAUGAUCUGCAUCAUGAAGGUAACGCAAGCUGCAACUUGCAAUGUUAAAGUGGUGGUCCUAGGAAUAUUCAGCAUCUGGAGCUUUUCAGCCAUGACUGCCCUGCCUCUGUGUUUAUUCUUCAACGUGGUAAACGUAACAAUCAAUGGCUCGGACGUCCAGAUUUGUACUUUAGUUUGGCCUUCGAUUGCAGAAGAAAUUGCUUGGGAUGUCUCAUUCAUCCUUUUAGAUUUUUUGGUACCAGGACUAAGUAUCGUGAUCAGUUACACCAAAAUUUACAAGAUCACCAGAGAAAUGAGGGAGCGUCUGAUAACAAGCACAGCAUACUCUGAAAAACAUCAACUUAAGGUCUCUCAAAGGGACUAUAAACUUUUUCGGACCUUGCUCAUCCUGAUGGUCUCAUUUUUUGUGAUGUGGACACCGGUUUUUAUUACCGUUUCAUUGCUUCUUGUCCAGAACCUACACAAAGAUUUCACUAUUCCUUCAACGCUCUUCUUUUGGAUAGUAGCCUUUACUUUCAGCAAUUCAUUCAUCAAUCCAAUAUUAUAUAACAUUAAUUUAUUCAAAAAGAAAUGGUGGCAAAUAAUUUUUUGUUGUUCUGCUGAUGAAAAUCUGGAUACAGACACAACUAACAAAAAGAACACAAUUCCAAAUAUUUCCACAGAUCUUGAUUAG
Molecule: messenger RNA, 1194 nt
Organism: Pelobates fuscus (common spadefoot toad)
Lineage: Eukaryota; Metazoa; Chordata; Amphibia; Anura; Pelobatidae
Gene: FFAR4
Product: free fatty acid receptor 4
Exons: 3
Coding region: 154-1194 (346 amino acids)
Biological process (GO): G protein-coupled receptor signaling pathway; hormone secretion; cellular response to hormone stimulus
Cellular component (GO): plasma membrane
Molecular function (GO): peptide binding; fatty acid binding; G protein-coupled receptor activity
Source: RefSeq, a predicted model, not a curated record